CCGCGCCGUGCAGUUCCGUGUAGCUCCUCGCGGCGGUAAAUCGUGAUCAAGUGAUCGGAUCGUGUAAGUGGCGGCCAUCGCAUUCAGUGAAAUCAUAAAAAAAAACGUAGUGCUACCGCGCAAAACAGCUGUGCAAAAGUGCUGUGCGGCAUUCUGGGUGAAUCGGAUACGGAAUAAGGGUUAGAUGUGGUGAUUACAACCGGUUUCAAACCACCAAGUUGUGCAAUUUGUGGAUAAAAACGCGACGUUUGUUGUGGCUUCGGCGAGUGCCGGCCAUCUGCUCUUCUCUUGUUCAUUCGUGUGCGCGUGUGUUUAUCAUUGUGAGAUUCGUCUUCUUUCCGGUCAAACCGGCUCCUCUGCGAGGGGGGGCUAACUGUUGUUAAAUCGAAUCUCGUGCAGGUAUUACCCGGUACGUGAUUUCCUCUUGCCCAUUGUGAGUGAGGCUAGUGAAGGAAAAGUGGACGCACGGCGGGAAAUCGGUUUGUCGGAAACGCAAAGCCUACCGCCAUCGUCGAAGUGCGCACGUUUGCAAGCACGAGCUGCGGUGACGUCGUUGGGAGUGUAUGGUGCAACACAACAACUCCCCCGCCUACUACGCGUGGUUGUAAUAGUUUCGGGCACGUUGUACAUCCAGCCAGUGUUGCAUAAACUGCCUAGCGAGCCUCCCCAUCUAUCACCAAACAUCGGCAGAAAUCGAUCGUGACUAGAGAUGGUGGAUUGGUUGCGUCGAACGUAGAGAGAGAAAUAAAACGUUUGUGAUCUCCCGAGAUAUGCGCUCCGAGAAGACGGUGCCGAGUGAUAAACGUUGCUCGAGCGUGGCCAGCACGGCUUGAUUGCAGUGGAAACCCACGGAACAGGUUCUAGAACGAGGCGGUGCAAAGAAGUGAUCUAGAACGAACGCAACCGUCGUCUUUCGGACGGUUUCGCAUAUUAAGUUUCCCGAGCGACGUGAUACCGGAACGGCAAAACAUGUCGGAUAUCUGUGACUUUGAGUGGUCCAACAAUCGGUACCGCCACAAUCUGACCAUCUCGGAGCUAAAGAUGGGAUUCAAUCGAAACGAACCGACCGAUCGCAGCCGUGCACUGAUCGCCCUGAAGGAGCUGAUCGGAGCGAGCCGCGAUUACGCGCUCAAGGACAAAUCUUGCUUCCAGGAUGACGAGUUUCUGUUCCGCUUUCUGUACGCCCGCAAGUUCAACGUCAACGAAGCGUUCCAGCUGAUCAUCAACUACCACGCGUACCGGCAGCGCAAUGCCGUGCUACUGCAGCGCCUUUCCGUCCUAGACGAAACGAUACAGAUCGCCCUACGGGAUGGGUUUCCGGGUGUGCUACCGAAUCGCGAUCGACGGGGCCGCAAGGUGCUCGUGUUCUUUACCGCCAACUGGGACUACGCGUCCUACUCUCUAGUCACGGUGUACCGGGCGAUGCUGCUGACGAUCGAGAAGCUGCUCGAGGACAAACAGAACCAGGCUAACGGUUUCAUUGCCAUCGUCGACUGGACCAACUUUACGUUCCGCCAGUCCUCGAACCUGAACCCGAAAGUGCUCAAACUCAUGAUUGAAGGUUUACAGGAUUGUUUCCCGGUUCGGUUCAAGGCGAUCCACUUCAUCGGUCAACCGUGGUACGUCGAAGCAGCGCUCGCUGUCAUUCGGCCGUUCUUGAAGGAGAAAACACGCGAUCGGAUAAAGCUGCACGGUAGCAAUCUGUCCACGCUGCACGAUUGUGUCGCACGCGACAUCCUACCGACCGAGCUCGGUGGGGAGGGGCCAACGUUCAAUCCGCUCAACUGGUACCACGAGCUGCUCGAAUCCAGCCAAACCGUCACCAAACCGGCCCCAUCGUACUGCUUAAGUCAACCGCAGAUCUACACCAAAACGCCGGCCCAGUUCGUGCCCGGAGUCGGGGAACACCGGAAGGGUGAUCUUUCGCCGGUCGGGCACCCCUCCUCACCUUCACCAUCGCCACCGUCCUCGCUUUCGUCGUCGCAUGGUGCGGAGUUUCUUAAAGCGGCCACCAAGGCGGCCGCCGUCAAGAUCGGUGUCCUGACGGCGAAGGCAAACGAUCCGGCCACCAACACGCUACUCGGUGUGACGACCGGUGCCGGCGGUGGGUGCGAUUUGUGACGCACAACGCCACCGAUCGAGGCGCCGCCAAAAGACUGGAUCGUUUCAGUGGCCACCGAUGGUAGUGGCCACCGGCGACGGCCGCACUGCGCCAUGAUGAUCUCAUAUCAGGUACGGCAACAAUCGUGGUGGUAAAAGGGCGAAACGGUGACGCACAGGGUUUUGAGAAAGUUGCUAAGGCGGAUAUGGCGGAAAGGCCGGGUGAAAAGCGUUCUUCCUAAAGCCGAGCUAGGGACUAGGGAGAGUUAAUCACAUUCCAUUACCUUCGCAAGAUAAGACAUGACAUACCCCCCCUUAACCCAUCAUCAUCAUCAUCUCGUGCAGGGAAGAUGCAGCCUUCUAUCCCUACAACCAACAUUGUUUUCCCCCCACCAUUCCGAGAGCACUCGACGAGAGUCCUUGGAGCAGUUGGGUCAAGGUUGCCUUUGCUUCCGGAUCCCGUUCGCCUUCUACGAUCAUGCGACGAUCCAUUUUUCUUCUUUUGUGGCGGCGUUGUACGUCUUCCCCAGGGCCAGGUGGUGCUGGGUGGAAUGGAAAUAGUUCAGCUCCAUGACUGUCGGGAGUUCCUUUUUCGACGGCGACGGCGACAAGCUGCGAGUCAUAAUAUGGCACUGUUGUGUGCUUGGCGAUCGAGCCACACGAUCAUUGCGGUCAGUAAUGUGACACCGUUGCAUUUGCGGUCGAUACCCAUGUUUGGGGUUGGACGGAGAAAGGCCGAGGGCACCGACGCACCACCAAACCCGUUUGCUGCUUCAUGGCCAACUUGACUUACUUUUGACAGGUGUGGUGCGUAUUCUACAGAGACUGUAGACUAGAUUGUACGGAGAAGGGUGGAGUAUGCUGGAAUAUAGAGGUUCACAUCAUUUUGGAGCAUUUUAUGGCAGUGUAGCGGAAAGGUAUUACACAGAAACAGUUCUAAAAAAACGCCAAAACACCACCAAAACAUUUUAAACCCAAUUACUUCACUAACUGCAGAGUACGUGGAAAUGAAAUUUGUGAAAUUUUCUUCGACUUGACAGCUUAGCUUACUUUGAUCAAAUAUUCUUUCAACCCCAAACCCGUCGCAAAACUCGAUAACGCACCACAAACACUUGCCUUGGGGUCUCUCCUCCUAGGGGAUAGGGCUUUCAUGCAUAUUUAACGUUCGUUUGCACCGUUGGGAGACCCUAGGCCGGACGGUGGAUUGUUCCCCGGUCAUACAUAUGCGUCACACGGCCCCUUGCACGAACUUUGUGGUCAAGCAGGGCACAACGCGGCUGCUACACACGCUGCACGCUGCCACCGUUCGCCAUUCAACCCAUUGAGCAGGUGGCGCCAUUACACAGCUGCUGCGGCUGUCCCUUGGACACAAACUGGACCCUUCGUUAAGCGACUACCACAUACAGGCGCUCCCAACCACAAACACACACUGCUGGCACCUUGAUUGCGGAUAAUCGAUCGAUCGGCAUCGUCGCCGUCGUCGUCGUCGUCGGUUGUUGUUUGUGGCGCUCGAUUCCUGUCGACGCAUUUUCUCCCUACACAAACUCACACACCGGAGACAGAAGAAUCGAAGGAGGAAGAGCAGUAAUGGCAGCAAUUAUGCCAGCAAAAAAAAGGGGUGUGUGGGGAUAUUAAUUUCCAUUCGAACGGGAACGUCGAGGGUCCAAAUAUCCCUGAUUUUGCAAUUGCCACACGGUGCCAAGCGGUAGCGUAGAAUGCAGUUUCGUUUGCCCCGAAGGUUGUGCAAAGUGUUGUGACUCUUUAAUUAUUUCAUGAUCAUCGGCAACAGUCCGGUGGCAAAUCCUUGCCUACGUGUUUUUCAUCUUCUUUUCCUGUGCUCUCACCGUCUUUUUUUCCACUCGCGUCUCGAUGGCGACCACCUUGGCAUGCUUUACGAUGCUGCAUUUAAUUGCAUCCCGCGUCACGAUAAUUAUGGGCCAUGGCUUGGGCUCUGUGAAACCAGCACACCCAUACAGUGGCGAUCCAACUAUUGUCCUUCCCAGUGGCCAGGGUUCGUGUGAGGUUGAUGUGACACUUUUCCACCUCACUUCCUGGAGGCGCAUCCAUCCAUUCGUUACUUUGUAUUGCGUAGGCCCCAAGCGCAGGCACUCGACUGUGGAAGAUCUGGAAGCUGUAGGCCAAGUAUCGUUUAGGAUAGGGACAAGGGGGGGGGGGGGGGGGGGGGGGACUCAUCAACUAUCUUUCAUCACACCUUCAUUCAACUACUUCUUCUUCUUCUUCAUCGAGAGGGUAAGACUUGUACGAUGGUGAUAGUUAGUAAUGUAAUGGCAACGAAAACACCAAUUAACGUGAGGGGCCCAUCAUCGAACUUACCUUAACUUUUUCCACAACCUAAGCAGGCGGAACGAAAUGGAAACAUUAUAACUUUACUCUAUCGAAGCAGCUUUAAUCCGUUAGUUUGAUGCGUAAUGCGGCAUAAUGCAUGAUUUACUUAAAGCACAACGGAGUAUAUUCAAGGCAAAGGAACGGGCACAGAGAGUGUGAGUGCAAUGCGAUUGCACUACGAUCCUAGAUAGAUUGUAGCGAUACUAAAACGGAAUCCACAUCCGAGAGAGAAAGAGAGAAGUGAGCAAAAAAAGGGAACAACGUGAUGCGAAGAGACUAGAAAUAAGACGACAAACAUAAAAUCCCCUCCCCCUUCUAAUAAGAAUAUGGCCUUAGCAGCUGAUGGAGCUGUUGUUCAUAGGCGGAAACAAGUAGAUUUCCUCUAAUGUUAAGCAACGCUAGGUUAAGGAUAUUCAUGAUAUUAGUUAGUUCUUGUUUUGCUCCUUGCUCGCUCACUCGCUCGCUUGCUCGUAGAAACUAACAGUAAAUCCGGACCAGGACCAGGGACCAGGCAUAUUGGCAUUGGGACGUCGUGUGGAAGUGUGCAAAAGCGCGUGGAAGCAUUUUCUGCUAUUAAAUCAACAGUAAUUUUGUGCCUUUUUCGCCCAUUUCCGCCACACACAUCGCCACUAAACGCACUCAUGCGUGUUUUGCGAUGAAGCAUGAUGAGUGUGUGCCGUGUGGGUGGCAGUGUUUUUUUUUUCGAGAAAGAAGCAAAGUGAGAAGGUGAGUUCCUGUAUAAAUAAUGUGAAGCGACUCGAAAAUUGCGCCGUGGAAAGAGGGCGAUCGUUUAAAAUGCAUUUGUAAAAUAAUUCUACCGAAAAAUAAAGCAAAAUUUAAGCAGCA
Molecule: messenger RNA, 5292 nt
Organism: Anopheles aquasalis
Lineage: Eukaryota; Metazoa; Arthropoda; Insecta; Diptera; Culicidae
Product: clavesin-2-like
Cellular component (GO): membrane
Molecular function (GO): phosphatidylinositol bisphosphate binding
Source: RefSeq, a predicted model, not a curated record